AUGGCAGGCGACCAAGUAAGUGUAUUGGACAUGAUUGAUAGCAUGCGAAAGCGUCUGAAGAGGCGGAACAUGUUGCUCGAUGAUGUUCGCACGGCUUACUUGAAAGACGUCGUCGUCGUCAGAGAAUUACUGUCCCGCCAAAGCCCCGCAGGUGAUAAGAUGACAGCGUCACUAAACCUUCGGCCUACCCUAGCUCUGUAUGCACCGUCGGAGUGCACGUUUCGAAUUGCUCACGGGGAAGGACUAGAUCACUAUGGAGGGCAUCUGGAAGUGGUUCAUCACGAGUCGAAACGUGUUGUGGAAUUAUCGAAACGCAUUGAGGAACUUCUCGAGGCAGAGCAAGACUCGCGGUUCAAGGCUGCCAAACUCGACCUAAGAGCCCAGCAGGAUCGCUUGGCAUUAAUCAGUCAACGCGUAUCAAGUAGAGAUGAACGCGAGCAGCUCUGUAAUGAAGUACAAGUACUAAAGGACCGAUUGGGACGGGUUGAUGAAACUGCUCACGAGACUUUGCAACGAACAGUUUAUGGGUUGCAGCGACAGUUGGAGCAGGCUGAGGCCCGUAUCCGCGAGCUCCUCCCGCUUGUUGGUGACAGUGCGCGCAACCAGCAGGAUGCAGGACAGGCUGAGCUUCAGCUUGCUGGGAAAGACCACCGAAUUGCUGAUCUGGAAAAGCAACUUUCUACGUCCAAAUAUGAUUUGGGCUGCGAGCUCAAGCGCUACAGCGAUAUUGAGAUCAAAUACGAUGAUGAGUGCGCCAAGUCACGCCUCUUACAACGCCAGUGUGAUGAUAUAGAAACAGUGUUAACGACUACAAAAAAGCAAUGUGGCGCUAUCCAAGGCUCUUUGGAUGAAAGCAGACGAGCACAGGCUGAACUGCAACAAAAGCUUAGUGACUUGCGGGUAGAAUACACCGAAGCUGUUCAACGUGAGGAGGCCGAGCAGGAAGAACUCCAAUUGCAUCUUGAACAGGCGAGAACGCAAGAAAGAAAAGCAAGAGCUGAAACUGACGAAUUCAAUACCAAGCUAAUCAAUUCCGAGCUUGCACAGCAGGAAGCUUUGGCGAAGGCCUGUGCUGAUUUGGAAACUCAACUUGGAGCAAAACACAGCCAUACAGACAAACAGUUGCGGGAUGAAAUCAUGCGAUAUGAGGAAAAAUCCAGCAAGCUCGAAGCUAAGCUCAAAAUUGAGCAAGAGAAGCGUGCAUCUCUCGAGGUGGAGUUGCACAGUUCCCAGGUCGAGACUGAGGAGCACAAGUCAGCUGCAUCUUCGUCAAAAAAUGAGGUGAGUACUCAAGUGGCAGAAAUCUUAUCGUUGCUCCAAACCUGCCCACAAAACUUGGAUCCUGAGCCUGAACCCGACACGAGCGAGCUAGAAAUUGUGCGAAGCCGGGUGGCUAAUCUCUUGUCGAUUUUGAUAAAGACCACUGAAGAAAAGACCGCUUUGGAACUUCAUCUGCAACAGUACAAGACCAAAACCGGCGCAGUCACGAGUAGUGCUAAAUUGAUGUCGGUAAUCUCCACCAGAGAUUCCAGUGAUUCCGUAUCUCAAGAUCAGCUUGUCCAGAUGCUUCAAGAAAACGCAGAUGGCAUGUCCCAGCUGCAGACAGAACUGGACUAUAUCACCUCAGAAAAGGAGAGAGCCGAAGCGGAUUCAAAAUUGUUAGCUGAAGCUCUCAACAAAUCGCAAGCAGACCUUGACGCAUUGCAUAGUCAAAAUGUGCGCACUCGAGAGGCGCAGUCUGCUGCCCAAGCAUCUCUUCACGAGGAGCUUCUCGGCGAACUUGAACGAGCAAGAUCGUGUGCUUGGCCGGAGUCCGCGGUGCAAGCAGCAGAUGACCUAAAAUCUAAAGUUCGCAGCUUAGAAGAAAAGCUUGCAAGCCUUCAUCAGGAUGCACGUGCCUUUUUGCUAACCCGGAAGACGGGAACUGCAAGCGCCCCUGCACUUCAAGCGGACCACCUGGAGGGAGGGGCACGUGAAUUUUCAGGGGGGGGUUCUGGAAGCAACUUCGAAGAUGACGAAAGCAAGUCUCAACUCAAAUCAGCCACCUCACUACUUGGCGACUUACUCCAGCAGGUUCAUGCCUUCAAACCCAGCUCGGAAACCAGUACGAACGAAGAACAAGACCUGAAUAUCGAAGUUCCUGCACAGAGCGAUGUGGAUGAGUUUAAUGUGGUUUUUACAAACUUGGCGUCUCAAUUCACGUCAGCGCUGCAAGCUGUGUCAGUUGAGUUGCUCGAAGCACGCGCAGUUAUCUCCACUUUACCCGACGGAUUCUCGUACAAAGAAAUGGCAGAAAAACUUUCGGUUCUAGAGCAAGCGUCAAGGGAGACGGGUGAGGGUGAUCAAGGCAAAAGGAGUGGAAGAGAAGAGGAACUACAGAGGUUAAAACAACGCAACGCAUCUCAACAGAAUUUCAUCAUGGAACUGCAAGAGGAGGUAGCCACAAUGAAAGGUCUCAUGUUCGCAGCGGAUGAAAUCAAGCGGCAAUAUAGUGAGCUCGAAGACAAAUACCGACUCUUAGAAAAUGAGUUCACUGAAAAGGCAGAAAACGAAGUCAACUCACGGAAAGCGAAAGAGCGCAUCGAGUUGCAGCUAACACUAGCGCAUGCUGAUGUGGCUUCACUCUCACGCGACAAGGGGACCCUGACGGAUGCUCUCAAGGCAAACGAAGACGCGAUUACUAAAUUGGAGUCUAAACUUGCACACGCACUGAAAGUAUAUGAGGAUGUGGUGCAACGUGAACGCUCACGCCUGGAAACAAAUAGAGACAUCCAGACCCAGUUCAAUCCUACACUUCUGGAUAUUGCAAUUCAAACAUCCUUCAAAACCCCAGCCAUGACUCUAAGGCAAAUCAAUUCCUACUCUCAUGUGCCACACCGCAGGCGGGGCCCAGGACUUGUUACCCCAGCGCCAUCUAGCAAUGAAAUAUCAAUCCCUGAGCACUCCAUCGCGAAUAGUGGCGUCUUUCAAGACAAAGAGGGAGAUGCCCCUAACCAGGGUAACAUUGAACGCGACGCCCACACCGGGGGACUGAGGAGGCAGGGCGAGAUCACCGGGGCAUUCUCGACUAAGGUGCUUAGGGGACAUUAA
Aureococcus anophagefferens is the source of this 3090-nucleotide messenger RNA. RefSeq lists its product as hypothetical. The record is from RefSeq and is a predicted model, not a curated record. NCBI's taxonomy places the organism in Eukaryota, Pelagophyceae, Pelagomonadales, Pelagomonadaceae. The coding region runs from base 1 to 3090 and encodes 1029 amino acids. The transcript is spliced from 2 exons.